CAACUGAAUUUAAGCAGAGCUCCUCGCCGGGUAGCAUCAUCAGAGAGAGAGAGAAAACCAAUCCAACAUGAGUCUGACUGAGAAAGACAAAGCUGCCGUCAAGGCACUCUGGGCCAAGAUCUCCAAGUCUGUGGAUGCUAUUGGAGCUGAAGCUUUGGGCAGGAUGCUCCUCGUGUAUCCGCAAACCAAGACUUACUUCUCCCACUGGCCGGACCUGACUCCCGGUUCUGCCCCCGUGGUGAGUCACGGAAAGCAGAUCAUGGGUGGAGUCACUGAGGCCGUGUCCAAGAUUGACAACCUGCGCGGCGGCCUGCUGGAACUGAGCGAGCUGCACGCCUUCAAGCUGAGGGUGGACCCAUCUAACUUCAAGAUCUUGGCUCAGACCAUUAUGGUGGUGGUCGCCGCUAUGUUCCCUAACGAUUUCACCCCGGAAGCUCAUGUCGCCUUCGACAAAUUCUUGGCAGCCGUGGCCCUGGGUCUCUCUGAGAGAUACCGUUGAGAUGUCGGCAGUGAAAAGCGCAGUUUGUGACCAUUAAAAUCAUGGUUGGAAAACGAAAAUAAAGCAUGCCGCCAAAAAUAA
Messenger RNA from Oreochromis aureus, 580 nucleotides. It is a transcript of the gene hbae5, whose product is annotated as hemoglobin, alpha embryonic 5. Gene Ontology annotation, molecular function: heme binding; oxygen carrier activity; peroxidase activity. Gene Ontology annotation, biological process: oxygen transport; hydrogen peroxide catabolic process. Lineage: Eukaryota; Metazoa; Chordata; Actinopteri; Cichliformes; Cichlidae. The coding region runs from base 68 to 499 and encodes 143 amino acids. The transcript has 3 exons. Gene Ontology annotation, cellular component: haptoglobin-hemoglobin complex; blood microparticle; hemoglobin complex. The record is from RefSeq and is a predicted model, not a curated record.